Messenger RNA from Mugil cephalus (flathead mullet), 1539 nucleotides. Its product is annotated as immunoglobulin kappa light chain-like. The record is from RefSeq and is a predicted model, not a curated record. The transcript has 5 exons. Lineage: Eukaryota; Metazoa; Chordata; Actinopteri; Mugiliformes; Mugilidae. Gene Ontology annotation, biological process: response to bacterium. Bases 92 to 1132 code for a protein of 346 amino acids.
UUCAGAUUGGCCAAUCAAACAAAGUCUUGUCUUUGAAGAGUCGGUGAAGCUCAAGAGCGAGAUUCAUUUCACUCAAGUCACAGAUUUGAACAUGAUGACAUCUCUAAAGUUUGUUUUCUACCUCACAUGUUUGUUCUUGAGAAAGGUUACUUUAGCUCAGGAGACACAUCAGUCCUCAUAUCAUCAAGAGAGUGACUUCAAAUCAGUAAAUGUUGGUGAAACUGUAAUUUUGCCAUGUUUCUAUGGAAAUGAUGUGACAGCAAGACUUUACUGGUAUAAGCAAACUCUGGGUCAGAAACCAAAGCUCAUUUCUUCAUUCUACAUCUAUGAUGGCAAGGGAUUUUUUUAUAAUGAAUUUGUGAACAAUUCACGUUUUACACUGGACACUGAAAAUAGUAAAAACCACUUAAGUAUUUCAGAUUUACGUAUUUCAGACUCAGCUACUUAUUAUUGCGCAAAUAGUGAUUCAGCCGUGUUCGAAUUUGCAGAAGUCAUUACAGUCAGUGUAAAAGGUUCAGGUUUGAAUAUUAACACUUUAGUUCAGUCUUCAUCUGAGACUGUCCAGCUCGGAGACUCUGUGACUCUGAACUGUACAGUACACACUGGGACCUGUGAUGGAGAACACAGAGUUUACUGGUUCAAAGACUCUGAAGAAUCUCAUCCAGGACUCAUAUACACUCAUGGAGGCAGGAAUGAUCAGUGUGAGAGGAAAAGUAACACAAAAACACAAAACUGUUUCUACAACCUGCCAAUGGACAACCUGAAUCUGUCUCAUAAUGGGAUCUACUACUGUGCUGUUGCCUCAUGUGGAUACAUACUGUUUGGAAAUGGGACCAAGCUGGAGUUGAAGAAUGAGGAGGUUUCUCUUGUCUUGGUGUAUUUCCUGAGUGGCGCUUUAGCAUUCACCACUAUUUUGACACUUUUACUGGCUGCAUCACAGUACAUACACAGGAGAAACAGCCAGCAAGCUACAGAUGAGAGAUUUUCGGCUUCAUACACAAUAAACUCAGAGAGUUUCCAGGCUGAAGAAAACCUCCAUUACGCUGCUUUAAGAGUAAAGAAGGCCAAUCGAUCCAGAAGUGAGACAGAUGACACAGAGGAUAAAUGUAUCUACUCUGGUGUUAGGAAAUAAACUCCUGUUUCAGAUGUGUCUUUGAGUAACAAAGUUCUAUUUUGUUUUUCUGCUAAAAUGUAAAUCAUUACUAUAAACAACACAAAAAUAAAAACUUCUCCCUGGAUAUGAAGUUUUGAAGGGAACUGAAUUUGAUAUCAGGCAGUUAUGUGUCCUUUUAGCUUUUAGCUGAGACUUCCCAUUCACAGUGGAAGAUUUCAACAUAGUUACAGUAUGAAAUAUGCAAAUUUUACCAAGUCACAUGUCUAUCAUUGCUUGUCCAGAAUGUAUGUAAUGGAAAUAUACCUUUGGGGAAACAAACUUAUCUUACAAGUAUUUGAUUUUCACAAACCCAGACAUUUUUUUUUCCUUUCUUUCCUUUUUUACAUGUGGUUUAAUUGUAAUAAUAAAAUUUGUCUUUUCUCUUU